AUUGUUUACACUUUUCAAAACAUUGUCAAGAGAAAUUAUUAUUUUGUAAGUUUCAUAUUAAUCAACUAAUUUAAAUACUUUUAACAUACAGAUUAAUCAAUUAUCAAUGCUCGGAUAGGAUUCAGAGACUCACUCAGAAAACAAUGAAAACAGUGAACAAAACUGGUUUAUUAGAAUGAGCAAAUUCAGUGGGAAGAAACAAACAUAUGGGUUUCAGGUCGUAAUGUUGGUGUCUUUUUGCAUUAAAACACUUACAUUUGUGUUACCGAUGCCUUUAAUUUAGCUGUUAUGUUUACUUGAUGGACAAUAUUAGUGAAUUUUUUAUUAACCAGUAUUAUACCUCGUGCCUUAAUCAACUAAGAGGAUAAAUUGUUAACAAUAAGUUACUCGCUUAAUUCCUGUACAAGUCUAAUUUCAUUUCUUUAUUAUGAAAUAAUUGCCCAGUUCAUUACAUCAGCUCAACUUGAACUUAAAAACCUGAAUCAAUGUAAAGUCUGCAAUCAAGAGGUAAUCGUACAACAAUCAUCACUUGACAUCAACAUCAACGAGGACAAUAUCAAAACAGUUGGAAACUUUUGCAAAUUAUUUUGAAAUCCACAAUACUUUUACCAAUUAACAAAAUACUGUAAAAUGGAUCUUCGUUUGGACCAAGCUCUUGUUACAGCUCAAAAUCUGGAUUCUUCCCUGGCUGUUUCAAUUUGGAGUCAAGUUGAAGAAUGUGAAAAUUGUGCCCUUAUCUAUCAAACAACAAUUAACCCAAGUUCGUCUAAAAGCAUAAUUGUUGACACCAAAUAUAAAGUUACUCUAGAAGUUCGAGAUGUUAACGGCUCACCCAAUUCAACAACUUUUUGUAAAAUUCCCUUCCGUUGGUUCACUGAUCAUGCUGUUUAUCAACUUAACUUUACUUCGGAUGGUGUUGAGUCUGAUUGUAAAAUUUCCACUCUUAAAUCAGGACGUAACAAUUUAAUUCCAAUAUAUUUAGCAAUUGCAUUUUAUGUACUUUUAUCUGUUGGUUGGUUCAUUUAUCGACGUAAAUUUUCAACCCGUAGAGUUGACACAACAGAGCAAACUUCACGACAACGUCUCAAGUCACUCGAUGCCUUCAGAGGUCUGACAAUGAUUAUGAUGAUUUUUGUCAACUAUGGUUCAGCUGGAUAUGCCUUUUUAGACCACGCUCCUUGGUUCGGACUGACGAUUGCCGAUGUUAUAUUUCCCUGGUUCAUAUUCAUUAUGGGUGUAAGCCUUACUCUUAGUAUUGAAUCUCAAGUAAAAAGAGGCAAUCAAACAGUGGCUGAAAUUUUGACCAAAAUAUCGAUUCGAGCAAUAAAAUUAUUUCUAUUAGGACUUUGCAUAAACUCAAAAAACACCUUUUUAACAUCACUCCGUAUUCCAGGAGUAUUACAACGGUUUGGUGUUAGUUAUCUAAUUGUGGCUAUUAGUAGAUUACUCUCUGCUAAGCUGCAUGCGAGAGUAACAAUGUCAAUCGACGAUGAACCACCCGUAGCUCUCAGUAAACUCAAAAGUUUGGCCAUUUUUCUUCCAGAAUUAGCAGUUUACUUUAUCUGUUUAUGUCUCUACUUUGGAUUCACAUUUUUAUGGGAAUACGACCCUUUUUGUCCCAAAGGCUACCAAGGUCCAGGAGGUUUACACAAUCUCGGAAAAACAUGGAACUGCACUGGAGGCGCUGCAAAUAGACUCGACAAGAUUAUUUUGGGAGAAAAUCAUCUUUACCGAACAGCAACAUCAAAAGAAAUUUAUCACAACGACUUGCGCCACGAUCCUGAAGGAUUACUGGGUUUCACUACUUCAAUUGUUUUAACGGCUAUUGGAUCAUUUGCAGGCCGAGUUAUUUUGAUAACUGAAAGCUCAAGGAGACGAAUGGCUAUUUGGUCUCUAUCUGGUUUCAUACUUGCUUGUAUAACAUUGAUAUGUGUUCAAACGGGUUGGAUUCCAAUUAUUAAAAAUCUUUGGUCGUUCUCUUUCAUUACCUGUACUGGUUCAAUGGCUUUGAUUGUUUUAACUGUUUUCUAUUGGCUUAUCGAUGUCAUCAAAAUUUGGGAAAACGGUAAACCAUUCGUUUACCCAGGUAUGAAUCCUAUCCUACUUUACAUUGGAUCUUACAUUUUACAAAGUUAUUUACCAUUUUAUUUUGGAGUCGAUGAAACAAGUCAUGGCCAGAUGCUUUUGCGUCUUUUAGUUGCAGUUAACAUUUGGUUCAUUAUAAGCUACAUUCUUGUUCGUCGACGCAUUUUUGUAUCACUCUGAGUAAAUUGGAAACCCAACAUUGUAAAAAAACAACAUAAUCUCGUUUUAUGAUACAAAUUAAUAUCCGACUUUUUUGUAUGCUUAUUGAUUGUUAAUGAAGAAAUUAUUCUUUCAAAACAAAUAUGCAAAAAGCAUAACAAAUCUGAAAGAAAGCUUUAAACGAGAAACCUGAUAUCUUAAUAUUAUGAAAUUUAUUGGUUAAGAUAUCUUAACCAACAAAGAUGUAAUUAUGGACAUGAAAGCGAGGGAUCAAAUUCUAAAAAAGCUGUGUAAUAACUUCAAUAUUUUUGACUUUUUAGCAUUUUCAAUAUCGCAAAAUCGAAUCAAUCAAGAUUUUCUUGUGCGUGUACUUGAUAACAUUCCUAAUGCUAGCUCCAAAUUCACAUUUUACGAGAUUAAUCUAAAAGCUAAUAUAGUUGAUCUGGAUUAACUCAAAACCAUUUCCAUGGAUAAUAAUCAAGCUACAAGAGAAUUGACCGAAAUGACAAGUUAACAUGAUUCAUCUUUACCAAAAA
Molecule: messenger RNA, 2780 nt
Organism: Tetranychus urticae (two-spotted spider mite)
Lineage: Eukaryota; Metazoa; Arthropoda; Arachnida; Trombidiformes; Tetranychidae
Gene: Hgsnat
Product: Heparan-alpha-glucosaminide N-acetyltransferase
Source: RefSeq, a predicted model, not a curated record